Molecule: messenger RNA, 3587 nt
Organism: Tupaia belangeri chinensis (Chinese tree shrew)
Lineage: Eukaryota; Metazoa; Chordata; Mammalia; Scandentia; Tupaiidae
Gene: MRAS
Product: muscle RAS oncogene homolog
Exons: 5
Coding region: 19-645 (208 amino acids)
Biological process (GO): signal transduction
Cellular component (GO): membrane
Molecular function (GO): GTP binding; GTPase activity
Source: RefSeq, a predicted model, not a curated record
GUCUGACCCACCGGAAUCAUGGCAACCAGCGCCGUCCCCAGCGACAACCUCCCCACGUACAAGCUGGUGGUGGUGGGGGACGGGGGUGUGGGCAAGAGUGCCCUCACCAUCCAGUUUUUCCAGAAGAUCUUUGUGCCUGACUACGACCCCACCAUCGAAGAUUCCUACCUGAAACACACAGAGAUUGACAAUCAAUGGGCCAUCUUGGACGUUCUGGACACGGCCGGGCAGGAGGAGUUCAGCGCCAUGCGGGAGCAGUACAUGCGCACCGGGGACGGCUUCCUCAUCGUCUUCUCCGUCACCGACAAGGCCAGCUUCGAGCACGUGGACCGGUUCCACCAGCUCAUCCUGCGCGUCAAGGACAGAGAGUCGUUCCCGAUGAUCCUCGUGGCCAACAAGGUCGAUUUGAUGCACUUGAGGAAAAUCACCAGGGAGCAAGGAAAAGAAAUGGCGACGAAACACAAUAUUCCGUACAUAGAGACCAGUGCCAAGGACCCACCUCUCAACGUUGACAAAGCCUUCCAUGACCUCGUUCGGGUCAUCAGGCAACAGAUUCCAGAGAAAAGCCAGAAGAAGAAGAAAAAGACCAAGUGGCGGGGAGACCGGGCCAGUGGUACCCACAAACUGCAGUGUGUGAUCUUGUGAUGGGCCGAGGUCCUGGGCACCAUGGCCGUGAGCUGGCCAGCCCUCGGGACCCCUCCACUGCCUAACUGCACUGAAAACCAUUUCUAACCACGACCUUGGCCCGAGGACUGGGCACGGGAAGGGAGAAAGGGAGGGAUGGCCCGGCACAGGCGGGCUGGCUUUGUGGAAGGGCACAGGCUUCCCUGUCCCUCCUGAGAGACAAGGAAGCCACCGUAAGAGAAGCGGCACCCACGCCUCUCGUGUGCCAACUCACCCGUCCCUCCCCUCCUGGUAGGCGUGCUGUGCCCCUGAACCACACAGUGCUGGUUCGCGUGGCCACGACCUCCAGGCACCAAGUACACAAGCCAUGGACGAGCUUCUCUGCCCCUGUCCGCAGUGUCUGAGCUCGGAUGUCUUUUGUAGACUUUUAAAUUAUUUUAGUGAUGUUAUUUUAUUAACGGAGUCUGGGCCCACGCCUGGGGAAGUUUCAGCAGGCCUCUCAAUGGCGACUUGUCUGGAGGAUCGUUUUUCUUCAGCUGAGUGUUCCCAGCAGUGCCAAACCUCCCCUCGAUCUGAAAGCAGAGCGACCGAGAGGCCAGAGCUAACGGGGGCCUCGCUGGGGAGACGCCCUCGCAGGCUGGGAGUCGAACCUGGAGGGAAACAGACCUUCCCAUGGCCUGGAGAGCGGAGAGGAGAUGCGUGUCUGCCCAGAAGCUGUGGCUGUGGUUGAGGGUACGCAUACGAGGAAAGAGGGUGUCAUGGUGCCGGGGCCAUGUCUGGCACGAGCGUGUCCCUUCUUGCAGGGUUUCCAUUGUCCCGGAAGUGUGGAAACCCCAGGAAGCCGGUGGCUUUGCCCAAAUGUUCCUUUCUAUUUCAGACAGUGUGGAUGACUUCUGUGUCCCUCCCGGGUUGGGGAGUGGGCCUGGCUCUCUCGGCUGUCUCUCCCUGAUUCACAUCCCCCAUGUUGCUGGCAUCUCUGUCGUGAGCGCACUGACACAUCAAAGCAGACUAAUGGACCCCAUCCAGAAAACUCCAGCUCAAGCUGACUCAACCCGAACUGACUCUGCUGUGUCGCCACCAGCACCUGAAGCCGUGUUCCCUUCGCAUCACCUGCACCUCUGUGCGCGCUGUCAACAAGCCAGCCCUUCCCAGACUUGCAGAUGGAGAACCCGGGCCCUCGUUGCCUUUUGGGAACACUUAUUAACCUCUUGGAUGUUGGCUAUAAUGUGUGAUCAGGGGUGAGCGAUAGGCUGGGCUGUUGUCAUGGCUCCCAAACACCUGCUUCCCUACUGAGACUGUCCCCCUCCUCCCCACCAGGUGCUGCUGGUGUGAACCAAAGACUGGGUGUUUUCCAGCCAGCGUGUGGGUGAGGGGCAGCGAGACCAACGGCAGACCCCCCGAGGGAAGGUCAGGCGAGGAGGUGGCCCAGCAAGUGACCUUACUUUCCAGAUGUUGCAUGUCAGGUCACUCUACCAACUAGAACAUUCUCUGCAGGGGGCCUGGCCAAGGAAAGUGAGCCCCCUGCUAAUGCCGGGGCACUUGGACUCCUCCAGCCCGGCAAGUGCAGGGAGCCCUGAGUGGGUGAGACCGGCGGCAGCCAGGAGGGCCCCUUGAAGAGCGAUUCUGGAAGGAAACAGCUGGGAUUUUGUCAACUGGAAGUCAAACUCCUAUCCCUCUCCAAGGCCCUUUUUUCUGUUCCUGAAAGGAAGGAUAAAGGGGAACAUUCCAGAGAAGGCACUUCAGAGUUCUCCAGUAACACGGGGACAUUCCAGCCCUGACUCUCCUCCAAGCCACACCCACAGCUGGCCCGGUGCAGGUUUGAUGGGCGCAGGAAGAAGAAAGGCGGUGGGACAAACAAGGGAGUAGGAGGUGCUUUGCAGCAGGAGAGCUGAGUGGCCCAAGAAGCCCUGCACCACGGCUGCAAGGAAACCUCCGGAGAGCGGAGUGCAGGAGUCCUUUAGAAGCAGAUCUAGAGCAAAGCCCUGGGUCAUAAAGGCAAAUGGACAUGGGUUCUGGCCUCUGCUGGUCCCCCACAGAAGGAGUGGCACACCUGUGCAUCCACAGCUUAAUUGCAAUGCCCAAGGGGAGCCCUCUGCAGUUCUGCAUUUGGACAGACGGUCAGCUUUCAUCGCCCGUGAAUCCUCAUUUGCCCCACACAGGAGAUGAGUUAAUAAUGCCCCAUUUUCAGAAACGGGACCUUGUGACGGAGGUGGCUUCUCGAUAGGCCAGAGUAGAAUGUACCUUGGGGCGGUCCCGGCCCAUCUUUUUCGUCAUCACCUGGCGGGGUCAGUCUAGAGAACCUGGUCGGCCAUGCCACUCCACGACUGAGGAGCCCAUGGGCACGUGUGUCUGUGUUCCCGCUGGUUUUCCAGAGAACAGGGCUGUCCACAUCUCCCGGAGCACACUCUUCCUGAAAUCCCCUCACCCCACGCCUCUGCCAUCGCGUGCUCGCAGAUUCCCUCCUGCUCUUCUGACCCCUCCCCUCACCCUCAAAGCCUGGGGCUGUGGCUGCUCACUUCUCCAUACUUGUCCACACAAGGGGCAUUUGAGUGUUUUCUCAAGACCUUGUCCACCACCUGCUCUCGCUCUGUGGCGAGCGCCUAGUUGGCCCACCAUGUUUGUGUCAUCACUGUACCGGGAGACUGACCCACUAACCCACAACAGCUCUGCCCCGAGGCUCCCAGACGUGUUGCAGUAAAUCCAGGGCCGCGGUUUCCUCCGUUAGCAGCCCACUGGGUUUGAGAGUCCAUGUCGGGUUUACGUAGAAUGAGAGAUACUUGAAUUCCUGAGUGCCUGGGAGCGCCCAGCUUCUGUCCCGCGGUGCGAACAGAUGGCAUUGUCGUGAGACGAGAGCGAAGCCUGCAGAUCUCGAUGACGCUUGAGCCUUUGAUGUAACUUUUUAUGAAGUCUUUGUGUAUCUUGACUCCUUAAUAAAGAGAGCGGCACUUGUCUGCCUUGCUUCC